Molecule: messenger RNA, 983 nt
Organism: Anopheles nili
Lineage: Eukaryota; Metazoa; Arthropoda; Insecta; Diptera; Culicidae
Product: elongation of very long chain fatty acids protein 4-like
Exons: 4
Coding region: 1-861 (286 amino acids)
Biological process (GO): fatty acid elongation, monounsaturated fatty acid; very long-chain fatty acid biosynthetic process; fatty acid elongation, saturated fatty acid
Cellular component (GO): endoplasmic reticulum membrane
Molecular function (GO): fatty acid elongase activity
Source: RefSeq, a predicted model, not a curated record
AUGACUUCCACAAACAUCAGCGAAAGCAUUCCGUUCUACGACGUAUUCGGGUACUACGAGUGGACCCUGACAUUGGCAGAUCCUCGUACCAAAGGAUGGCCGAUGGUGGACUCUGCGGUGCCGACGGCGGCCUGCGUCCUCCUGUACCUGUUCAUCGUGUGGAUAGGGCCCAAAAUAAUGCAAGACCGGAAACCGUUCGACCUGACCUCGUUCCUGGUGCCGUACAAUCUGGCCAUGGCCCUGCUAAACCUCUACAUCUGCCUACAGCUUUUCGUCGGCUCGAUCAUGCGCCGGUACAGCUACAUCUGCGAACCCUGCCGGCAAAAUUUUGAUCCUGCGGAACUGCGGAUCGUGGACGCCGUCUGGUGGUACUACUUCUCUAAGGUGCUUGAGUUCUCGGACACGUUCUUCUUCAUUCUGCGAAAGAAGGACAAUCAGCUGACGUUCCUGCACGUGUACCACCACAGCACGAUGUUUUGCUUUUGGUGGAUCGGCGUCAAGUGGGUUCCGAGCGGAAGCACCUUCCUUCCGGCGAUGGUAAACUCGUUCAUCCACGUGCUGAUGUACACGUACUACGGUUUGGCCGCGGUAGGUCCGCAUAUGAACAAGUAUCUCUGGUGGAAGAAGUACCUCACGAUCCUACAGCUGGUUCAGUUCACCGGUGCAAUGCUGCUCGGCAUCAAUGGCAUCAUCACUGGGUGCGAAUUCCCACUCUGGAUGCACUACACCCUGAUCGGCUACAUGAUCUCGUUCAUAGUACUGUUUGGCAACUUCUACGCCCAGGCUUACUUGCAGGGCAAACCGAUCAAGCAGUUCGAGAUCAACUGUAUCGACAUGGGAGCGAUCAAGAAGGCCGACUGAGUCGUGUCGAAGCACCGAAAAGUCUUGCUCCUGGAGGGUUCUGCGACUAAGCAUCUGAUAAGCGUCAGUGGUUACUAUACCAACUGUUUUCAUCGCUAAGCCUACGCUUUUGUACAUUUAUA